Molecule: messenger RNA, 6070 nt
Organism: Colletes gigas
Lineage: Eukaryota; Metazoa; Arthropoda; Insecta; Hymenoptera; Colletidae
Gene: PsGEF
Exons: 15
Coding region: 1-4875 (1624 amino acids)
Biological process (GO): signal transduction
Cellular component (GO): nucleus; plasma membrane
Molecular function (GO): protein binding
Source: RefSeq, a predicted model, not a curated record
AUGCUGAAGUGGACGGUCUCGAGAUCGUUGUCAGCGAAUAGCUCGACGCCUCACGGUCCAUCCACCUUGAACAAGGCGCCCCGUAGGCCUUUCCGAGACUUGUCCAACACGCCUCCCGCCGCUGGAACCAAAACCCGGAACAUACCUGCCCAAACGGCCGAGAGUGUUUCGGCGAGAACGACGCCAGCACGUCGGAGAAGAUGCAGGAGUCACGGCAGCGAUCUGAGAACCUACUUUCAGGCGACAAAGCCUAAUUUGCGCGGGAACAAGCGUCAGUCGAUGUCACAGCAGACGGAUAAGUCAUCGGUCACGGAGAGCUUUUAUCAAAGCACCCCGAGAGUCGACACCGAUAUCGGUCCGCUAACGUUCUUCCCCGGCGGUAGCAAAUGCUCCACGGCUCUGACCCUGCCAACGGAUCCCGCGUUGUUUAUGAAAACUAGAACGAAGAGCUUCCAGAGCGACAGCGAGUUGCCGCAGAAUGUCGUGAACGAGGCCAGGGCGAACCUCCAAUCCCACGUCUCGGACUUUUUCCAACAGAUCUCGAUGGCCACAAGCCCGGAGGACGUGAUGGAGUCGGACUCCGUUCCCUUAGCGAAGAACGGACUAUACGUCACGAACGGCGAAUCGAAGCCAAAGUUCGCCGAUUGCGCCAAGCUGACGUAUUUACCGAAACUGGCCAGGAUCACGAAGAUCCACGCUCGAUGCAAAACCCCGUAUCAUACCAAGACCGGUCAGGUCGGGACUCCUUUCAAGGCUAAGAAUCACGGUCAGACGCCAUUGACCGGAAAACUAUCGACGCUGGCCAUCGACCAGGAUCUACCUAAAUUCGAGAACAUGGACAACACCGUCACGGAAGUGCUCAGCAGGGAGCAAGAGAUCAACUUCACCGGCAAGACGGUGGCGGAAAUUCUCUUGGGGGACGUGGAGGAGAGGAAGAAGGUUCUGGAGGAUGCCCGGGACGACCAGAACCUGACUAAAUCCGACCACACGUACGAGACGAUCGUGGAACAAGAAGAGAACGCGGAAGAGGAAACUGCUCGACACAAUGACAGUUCCGUCUCUUCGGCCAGCCAGCUUUUGGAGGAUCCCUCACCGAUGUCGUGGGCGUUCUCCUCCCCGCCCGACGACCUGGACGGAGAGUUCACCCUGAAGAGGCAGCGAGGCAUACGGAGGAAGCGGCAUCGGAAGGAUACCGAGAAGAUUUACGAGGGAAAGCGAGCGAAAAGACGGUUGUCGAGUCACAGUCCGUCGACCAGCGCGAAAACGGAGAAGCAGAGGGACCUUUUGGUGGAAGCAGUGAAUCCUAACGUGAAGAAACUCGCCCUGGAGACAGACCUGGACUCCACGUUGGACGAGAAGUGCGCGUCCGCGCCGAAGACGUUGCUAUGCGGCGCGGAGGAUCCGCGAAAGGACGAGGAAGGAAGGAAAGUUGGCUCCUGGGACCUGGACAGCCCCAAGUCGACCAUCACGGACGACUUUCAGAGCUCCAAAUCGUUCUUGAACUCCAUGUCCAACACGCCGGAAGCCCCGUUGGUCGCGACUGUCAGGAGGUGUCUGAAAUACAGUCCCGAGAGCGAACAACCGAAACCCAAUUGCCAUGGAUCCAUCGAGAUCGAGUACUCUGUCGUCGGCGAUCAGAUACACGUUCGAGUGAUACGGUGCAAGGACCUGAGGAGGGUAUACGAGGGUUCCAUUCACGCUUACGUGAAGGUGAGCCUGAAGAACACUAACCGCGAGGGGGUGGUGAAGCGGACAGCGGUGCACCGGGCCACACCGAAUCCCGUUUUCCACGAGACCUUGAUACUGCCCUGUCCGGCGAACAACAGCCACUGCGCCAGCAAGCCCACGUCCCUGGACAUCGCGGUGUGGCACAGGGAUCGCCGUGCAAGACGUAGCGAACUGUUGGGCUGCAUGACUCUGCCUCUACCCCUGUCCCAAGACAAGGAAGCGACAUGGCAUCCACUAGAAGCAGGAACCGGUCGAAACACGAGCACUCUUUAUGCGGGUUUGCCUCAAGACUGCGGAGUCUCGCCGCCCUUGUCCAAGGACGGAGAACCAGAUAAUAAUAAUUCCGGAGCGGAGAACCUGACGUACUUGAGGCAUCUGGAGUUAGAGCCAGUAGAUCCAUUGACUGGUCUGCCAUUGCAUCCGGGUUUCACUGCCAGGGGCGGUAGAACACCUUGCACCGUUACGAGGAGACUGAUCAGACAGACUACUGCUAAUCAGAUUCCAUGGGGAUUUUCGUUGUCCUGGGGAAGACCGCCCCGCGUGGAACGGGUGGACCCCGGCAGCCCGGCGGAGCGAUCCGGUUUGAAACCAGGUGAUUACGUGGUAUUCGUCGACAUGACGAACGUGGUGACGAGGCCACGGGAAGAGAUACUUGGACUGAUCCAGGCGGCCACGAAUCAGUUGAUCUUGGAAGUUUAUCGCAAGGGUGGGCAGAUUCACUCGUCGAUGCACCGGCCUAGCUCGAUGAACGUCAGCCUGCAGCAACCGAUCGGCGGCGGGCAGCCCGCGGUUGCGUUCAGCGCCGAGGUUUUCCCGAACCUGGCCCCGGACGCGCCGCCCGAGGAGGAGCUGUCCGUGAGGGAGUCCCGGUACUGGGGCGUCCUCAAGAGCGGACACACGCGUUUCAUGGCGCCGAUGGCCGAGAGACGCGACGUCCUCUCCGCGGCGGACUAUAUGAUACUCUUUCAAAAUCUCGACGAGUUGCUCAAGAUUUCCGAGGAGAUCCGCGACGAGGGCGGCGGGGUCGACAGCUACUUCUGUCGCGUUCCCCGAAUCACCGCCGCCUACAGAAGAUACCUGAGCGGCCUCCAGCGAGCCUGCUGUCUUCUGGUCGCUCUCAGACGGAACACGGCAUUCGCGAAACUCGUCUGCGAACCCGCCGUUCCGCAAAAGAGACGUCCCGAUCUGACGGGCGUUCUGCUCCUGCCUCUAGAACAUUACAGAGAGAUGACGAGAUUGUUGGGUCUGGCAUCGCCGAGGAAUUGCCAGCAAGCGAGAGACUUGGCUCAGGGAUACAGGGAAGCGACGGCCAACGCCGGGGUGAUGGAGCCACCGCGCGAUACCGGGAGGCCUCUGCUUAGCUUGCAGGAGGUCGAGUCCCGACUAGUUUUCGCGAGAUGCAAGCCAUUCACUCUGGCCAUGCCCGGAAGACAAUGGCUGUUCGGGGGUGCGCUCGCGAAAGUGGAAGGUCGAGCGCGGUUGCAGCCCUCUUGGGCGUUGCUCCUGACUGAUCUUCUGGUGUUCGCUCGGGUCUCCAGGGAUCGCGUUCUGUUCGUGACGGAGGAGCCGCUGCGGCUCUCGAACAUCGCCGAGGCUUGCUUCACCGUCCGGAAACGGCCCACGGAAUUUCGACUGCAAAUCGCCAUCAAUCCUAGCGGGAACGCGGAGAACGGCCACGUCGAAGUAUCCAAUACCGGGGGUUGUAGUCCUCACAGUCGGCCGCGAAGACGGGUGAUGGUCUUGCGAGCCCCUACUCCGGAACUGAAGGCUGUCUGGCACAAUCUUCUUCAGCGGCAGAUAAUCUAUGUGAAUACAGGCUACGGGGGUACGCCGAGCCAGGAUAGCCCGGAAGAGAGUCCGAUCAUCGGUAGCAAUUUCACCGCGGUUAGGGAACCGACGGAAAGCUCGCAGACCACCAGGGAAUCGCAGAAGCAGGACGAGGAAAAAGAGUCGCACUCGGCGGAGAGUAUCGAUACCAUCAUUAAGAACUCGAGAGAAGACAAUCAUCUGGCGCAAUGGGUGCGCAAUUCCCGUCAGAUUCCGCCCCCGGAUCACGAGGAGGCGCCCAUCGAGGAAUGGACUCCGGAGGAGUUGGCGGCCAGAGCCCCCAAGGAGAACCUAAACGAACCUGACAGAGAACAGAAUAUUCCGUCGGAAGAAGUUAUCGCGGAAGUGGUGAACUCCGACGUGGAGCUGCAGAGCACCACUUCUAGCGCGAGUCUCAGCACCGUCAAGUCGAACAGCGUGACCGCCAAGAAGAACGGGAGCCUAACGUCCUCGAAAGAGAACUCGACCAGUUCGAUUAACAUUUGCAGAAGAUGCCACAGAUCCGGUUGCCCCACGCCCCCUUUGACGAGGGAUCCGUUCUCCCCACUGCCUCCAAAAAUUUCGGUCGUCCCACCGACUCCCGACUUGUGCACCAGACACAGACUGAGAAACGGCCUGCACGAUAGCCCUGGACGAAACAGUCCCAGUUACACGCCGGCCGACGGAAACACGGAAGACGGUAGCGAGGACGACCUCGACUGCGACGGUGAACCGCCUUACAGAGCUCUGAGAAGAUUCGGCACGAUGAGCAGCCUGGAUCAGGACGACGAGCUCGAGGAGCAAGGAGACGAGGACAAUCGAGACACCGAGUCUCCGCCUACGGGAUUGAGAGCCUGGACCGCAAGGGCGAGCAGCUACGUGGUCAGUAAAAUGGUACUGCUCGAGCAGCUUGGCGAGGGUGUCGGUGGUUACCUUCUUCAACCACCGGUUCCACCGGAGCGAACAGAAUACUCUUUGGAUCCGAACGACGACGAGGGCACCACGUCUGGGGCUACCUCGGGAGACGAUAUUUGGGGAACUCCGACUUCCGGUGGCCCGGACGACGAAAGCUUUACCGCGAGCUCGCCGCCGCCGAACGGUGUGAGCAUCGCGGCCGCCUCCGGCGAGGACAACUACGGUCUGAACCUGUCCGUGGACGACGACGCCGACCAGGAGUCCGAGAACGAAGACUGCAAUCUGCCCGAGCUGAACAUGGACCAGCUGCUGGGCAGCGGUAGCCUCAGCUCGUUGAGGUGUUUUUUGGGCAGACGAAGAUUGGAGCCGCUCCCGGAGGAGGAGGACUCGCCAGGUAGCGGAAAGGAUCAAGUGGGAUGGUGGUGACAGAGGUUUCACACGGCGACGUCGAAGAACGUCGGCUCGAGUUCCGAUGCGAACGAACGAGAUCGUAUCUUCGCGAAACUGAGUCAAGAAGACGAGGAGUUCCGUAGAAAAAUAGUGAACCUCCACAGGAAACUGUCGGACGUGGACGACGGUGGCACCGUCACGGAGCCCGUGUCGCCGGACACGCUUAAAAGUUCCAAAGAGGCGGAACGUUUGGAAGAACUGGAAUCGGUGGCACGGAGAGCCGAGGAAACUAGCAGCAAAAACGCCGAAAGAGCCAAGAGAGAAGCUUAUUCCGCGACGGAGGCCGCGGACGCGAGAAAUCGUAGAUUGAAAAAGGGGGACAUGCAACACGAUCGAAGAAGACAGAUGGAGCUGCUUCAACGGAAAUCGAAGAAGCUGGAGCAAGACUCGGACGAUCUGAACGACAGUCCCACCAGAACCACCGAGAGAAACUUCUUGAAUCGAUUGAGAAUAAAAAGGCGUAGCAUGAAGCUACUCAGUUUCCUGAGCGGAAAGGCCGCGGAUAGAUCGCAGGAGGAACGAGCAGCGAGACUUCUCAGAAUGUACAUGCCCGAGAAGGGAUCCAAAGCACAAAAUACUAUUUCUAUUCAUCAUACGUCCAGGGACAGGCGAUUUUGGAAGCUUCGGAGUCGGAGACGAACCAACUCCUCGUAAACGGAGGGUACGCCGAAUAUGUUCCGGAAGAUAGAGGCGAACGACAGAGCAAUGGCCGUGUCUUUGUUAUUAGGACUUCCAGUAUUCGCGUUAUUCAAGUUUUUUGAAUUCUAUUUAAGCAUGUACAAGGUCGAACUUGUUUUCAUAGAAUCUAGCGUAACUGUACGGAAUUAGGUUUACGAUUUCCAGUACUAGAUCUAUCUCUUCGUCUUGUAAACGGUUUCAAGUAAAUCAGUACUCUCUCACCGGGAACGGUUAGCCGAUUAAAAAAAAGUUCCAGAGUGUAAAAGUUGCGUCCCGUAUCGUAGCGCGCUUGUCAAAUUCUUAACGGAACGGUCACUUUAAAGAAAGGAUGCGAAACGGCCUAGUGGAAUGUCUUCGAGUUGUAACGUUCAAGAUGUUUCGUUUAUCGCGUAAGACUGCUCGUUACGAUUCUAGUCUCGCUCAUUAAAAUUUAGAUACGAUUUAUUUAAUUUUUUGAACACCGUAUUUAAGUAGGUCCGCACGACUGACCCAA